ACGGAAGCACACAGCUCUGCCAUGUUUGUGCUACCUCCGCUUGUUAGUUAGCAACUUAGCACAGCGGGGGACCGAGCAGCCGCGCUUGCUGUUUUCGUUGUUGCGUAGAAAGCGCCAGUCAUUCAAAUCCCACGUUUCGCCUCAUCGAAAUGUGGACUUUCUGAGCAAAUAACAAAUGUUACCACCAGCUGUGUAAGUCACACCCCGUAAACGGACAGCUCUCGCGCACCAUGUCGGCCAAUGACGAGGAUUAUACCUUUGACCAGUAUGACAAGCCCGGAACGGAGCGUUCACGCAGGAGGAGGGGUGAAGACGACGAUUUAGAGAGUGACUUGGAGGAGGAUUUGUUAGAAGAAUUUUCACCGUCGGGUAAGAAGAAUCUUUCUGAAGAUGAGGAUGAAGAGCUGAAUGAUGCUCUUCUACAGAGUGAUGAGGAGGAAGACAUGAGUGGUCAGGAAGUAAGCCUCAACGCCACGUACAGCUUCGACCAGGAAGGGAACAUGCAGGAUUACUCGGAAGAUGCUGUCAACCUGGGCACCGAUGACUACGAGGACGUGGGCAUGGAGCCGGGUUACCCGCAGGACGAAGGGGACGAGGAGUAUGGGGAGGACUACACCCGGGAUGAUGUGCACGAAGAGGGUUACACCACAGAAGAAGUGCUCGACAUACAAAUCAAUGAGUCCAUCGAUGGAGAAUGUCAGGACAAUGAAUACCAAACAUAUGAGGACGAAGGAGGAGUCGAGCAGGAAGUGGCCCCCGAGGAAGAGAAUUUGGGGGAUGAACAGCAGCAAGGAGCGGAAGACUCCCAGGUCUUUGAAACAGAAGAGAUUGAAAAUAAAGCCAUGCCUGAAGAAGAACCAAAGGAGGACUCGGAUGACGACGACGACGAAGAUGGAGACUCUGGUCGUAUUCGCUUCAAGUCAGAGAGAAAGGACGGCGGUAUCGUGCGCUUGGCUGAUGCAGGCAAUAAGCGGAGGAAUAUCCCCGAAACACUUGAACUGUCAGAGAAGGCCAAAAGAGAUCUCAUAGAGUAUGAGGAACAAGAACAGCAGAAACGUCAAAAUCGGUACGGAGGCCGAGGAGGAAGAGGCGUAGGCUACGCUGGAUUUGGAAUGCACAACAUGAGAGGAGGAAACAGAGGAAGGAUGAACAACCACAACUUCCACCAAAGGGGCAACAUGGGAAUGCGGUCCUCUCGAAUGCCUCUCCUCCGUCUUCAUCAUCAGCAGCAGCAUCGCCACCCUUUGUCCCGGCUGCGGGGACCCCACCCUUUCCAAGAGCACAGGCGACCGCACGUACAGCAGCCCCCGCAGCCCCUCAUCCCGCCGCACAUGACCCACCGCACACCGCCGCUGCAGCCCCAGAUGGAGCCGCCUCCGCGACUGAUGGGCUCCCCGCCGCCAGGUUUCAUCCAUCACCACAACCAACAUCAGCAGCAGCAACAACAACAGCAGCAGCAGCAACCCCCGCAACCUAAAAACAUCCACAUUAACCCCCAUUUCAAAGGCUCAGCGCCAUCCUCUGUGCCAGUGCCCUUGAUGCCUCCUGCUCCGAGCCAGCCUAGGCCUGCUGUGGGUCCUCAAAGGUUUCCUGGACCGGGAGAGUUCCAUCAGCACAUGCCAAAUAAUUUUGGUCAGCCCCAGCGGCCACCUCAUCACAUGGAGCCCUUCAGGAACCAGCCACAUCAAGGCCCCCAGGACAGAGAGCCCCUCUUUAUGGGAGGCCCAGAACGCAAAGAUCUGACAAGCUUUCCAGGUCAGCUCAUGUUUGAUCAUCAGGGCCCCAACCCGCUCAUGAACGCCAACCUGCAUCAGCAGCAAAUGCCCGCUCAGGUCCACCUGGGUUUUGGCCUACCAGGACCGGCCUUCGGCCAGCCGGGCCCACAGGGACCACUCGGACUGUUCUCCAGAGAGCCGCCGAGACCCAGCCUCCCCACUCCCCAAGGCCACCAGGGUAUGGUUGGCCUGAAUCAACAAGGUCCCCCUCCCAACCAGUCCAGACCCUUCAUGAACCCUCGUCAGCCCUUCAGUCAGCAGGGGAUCCUUUUCCCCCCGCCGCAAGCCCAAUUUGGCAUUCAGGGCUUAAUACAUGGGCCCCCUCAGCCUGCGCACCAGGACCCACUCCCUACCCAUCAACCCAUCCACCAACAGCACCAUAGGCAGGAGCUCCUCCAUCAUCAGCCACAGCAACAGCUAAACCUCAACGAGCCUCCUCACUUGUUGCACCACGGACAGAAUCUCUUCCAGCAACAGCCGUCGCACGGCAGUCCGAGACAGUCGAGUCCCCGGCUCCAAAACCUACAACAACGCAACAUGGCCAACAGGCAAAGGAUGAACACACCUGCUCCCAAGCAAAUCCACCCUCAGCGCAACUGCAACCUACGGGAGCUCCCUGUAGCACCUGGCAACGCAAACAUGAGCACAUUCCACCCCGGUGGCUCCCUCUGCGCCAACGUCAGGCCUGUUGUCAAGGCAAUGCAGGGGGUGCGUCCCAUGCAGCAUGCUCAUGCGGUGCCCGGAGGCGGCAGAGGGAGAGGUCAGGUUGCCGCAAACGCUGCGCAGCAGUCCAUGGCCACGGGCAGGACGGUGGUUUGCAAGGAAAUCCCAAGCAAUGUCGUACCACAGGACCUGGACGAGGACGAAGAGACCCGGCAAUACCGUCUGAAGAUCGAGGAGCAGAAGCGGCUCAGAGAGGAGAUUCUGAAGAGAAAGGAGCUGAGGCGACAGAUGCAGGCCGGCGUCAGGAAGAAGGAGCUCCUAGACAGGAUCAACACCCAAACUGCAACCCAAAGCCUAGCGCCUUCACAACAACCGACAGCCCAGCAAAACCAGCUGGCUCCAACCGUCCAGCAGCACCUACUGGUACCGGCGCCGCAGCAGUCACAGGAACAACGACAGCCUCCGCAGUUGCAACAGCAGAGACAAAGACCCCAGCAGUCAUUCAGUCAGUCGCUCGGUAAUCCCAAUGGCGCGACUCAGGUCCAAACGCCUCGUCCCCAUGUCAAGACGCGCUUGCAGAUGGGAAAAGGAAAUAGCCAACAGCAACAGACUCUCACGCCUGGUCCAGAACAGCAGUGGACGCAGACCCCACAAAGCCCUCUGCAGCAGCAGAGAAGGACAAGCGGGCCGCCGAAUGUAAACAAACCCGGCGCUCCGAACCAGUUUGCUCAGAUCCCCCUAAAAAACAUCCCAGUGACUCCCGCCCUGGGGCCUGGCCAGCCCCAGGCUCAAGGUCUUAAAUCUGGGGGUAAAAGAACGGUGAUGCAGCGGGCCAAGCUCGCUGACGGUGAAGGCCAACAGGUGCCGCAAAAAGUCAGAGUGGUCAAACUUUCCGGCGGGCCUGGACAGAGCCUGGAGGCCACAGGUAUCCCAAUACAGCAGCAGCAGCACCACCACCACCAAGGCACCUGGCCGGACAACCCUCUCAGGCAGGGCGUCCAAAGGAAGAUCACCAUGGGGGGACAACAGCUGUACGGUGCGGGCGGAAUGCAACAGGUGGGCCGAGGGAGCAUUGGCAACCCGCAGCAGAGCAGGGUCGUCGUGCCGGGCCGAGGAAGAGGGGUCGCUCACGUAGGUCGAGGAGGUCCGGUGGGCGCCUGGCAAGGCCAGAGGGUCGGCGAGAAUCAACGGCGCACCGUCACCAUCGAGGGCCUCUCGUCAUCCACCACUGAUGUGCAGCUGCAGAGCCUUUUGAGAUCCAUCGGCCCAAUAGAGAUGUUCAGAAUGAUACCUCAGCAAAGGAAAGCAAUUGCCACCUUUUCAAGUCCCCAACAUGCCGCAAGUUUUCAAAUGAGCUUUCAUAGGCACAUGAUUGAUUUGUCCCACAUUGAUGUGAAGCUGAUUGACGGAUGAGGGAAGCGCCCUCAAACGCGAGGAGCUCCACUGGUCUACACACCCCCGCCCCUCCACACACACACCUCCUCGACAUGGUGGCCCUCCCCCGGCGCACUCACAACCUCCAAACCUCGCCGUGCGAUGCGUUGCCUCUGCCAUUUUGGGGUCAGUCAGCCAUCAUGUCUGCAUGCAGGUGUCGUCCUCGGAACUUGGAACAAUACGACACUAUGCAGCAUGCUUGAUGACCAUUGUCCAUAGUAGGGGAAUGACACCGGAGACACAAGUCUAGUUUGUUUUUGUACAGUACACAUGAACACUAAGACACAGGAUAAUGGUUGCUCCCUUGCAUGGGAACGUUACUUCAUAACAUGCAAUUUAUAUUCAUAAAAAAAAGCUCACUUAUUCGUCCAGGCAGAGGUUGUAGUAGGCCGUGCUUCUCUGUAGAUGGCAGCAUCGAAUCACUUAUUUGAAGCGGAUAGGUCGAAUACCAGUGUUCAGUGGCAAAUAGGCCUUUAAAUUGAGGCUGCUCCAUUCAUAACUGUCUCUCUCUGACCAACAUCGCGCUCUUCAGUUUGGUUCCCUUUAUUAACUAUGACCAAGGGCUUCUUUUAACUGACUUUCCACCACAGAUUUCAUACCUUUUGUGAUGUAUAUUUUAGUUACUGAGAAAGGAACCGUCAUGAAUUGAUAUUUUUUAAAAUUGGCUGGUGUUCAUUGUUGGUUUUCGGUCUGCGUUUCUUUUUUUUAUUUUAAUAGUUUUUAGGAGUAAUGUAAAAUGAUGGGAUGUUGAGUAUUUGUCUUUGUAUGCUUUCGCUUCCUCCUCUCAUAAGUUUAAACAUAAAUGCAAGAAUUCCCCCAUUUCAUUUACAUAACAUAGCACUCUGUAUACUUGAGUACCCUCAGGUUCUGGGUAUUUUGCGAGUCAGAAUAAAUAAGUUUAUAAUGAACCUCAUCAGGAAGCUUGAGGGAUCUUCCGGAAAAAUCAUCUUGAUGCACUUUUUAACGUUUUGCUCCCGCCAUAUCAUUUAACACUCUAAAUAGCAAAUGUCUGGCAAAAUUACAAACGGCAAAUACAAACUGCAGUUUUAAACCUGUAAGUGUAAGCUUUAUAAUUUACUCUGACUUUAUGUACCAUUCAACCUCAGUUUUAUUCCAUAGUCUUUAUACAAAUGUCACAUGGAAUUUGAGGGGGGCAACCAUUAUCCGUGUAGAAAUAUGAUGUACAUACCAGGACAUUGUCCCACACAAGCGCUUUGUUUGGCGUUGCUAACUCAACUCGUGUGCUGUGUCAAGUGGAAGGCAUUUUUAUGUAAAAUGUCCAGGCGUAACUAUAUUUUACUAUUACUUUGUGUCUCAAUGACAAAUAAUGACCGCAUCUCUGUUCGUGAUGGGGGCGGGGGGAAGGAUUUCUUGAGGGGAAAAUAAAAAAGAUGGCCAAUAUAACCGUGAACGAGCGGGUAUGUGAAGCCGGUUGAACUUUA
Messenger RNA from Phyllopteryx taeniolatus (common seadragon), 5314 nucleotides. It is a transcript of the gene rbm33a, whose product is annotated as RNA binding motif protein 33a. Gene Ontology annotation, molecular function: RNA binding. Lineage: Eukaryota; Metazoa; Chordata; Actinopteri; Syngnathiformes; Syngnathidae. The transcript has 19 exons. The record is from RefSeq and is a predicted model, not a curated record. Bases 231 to 3851 code for a protein of 1206 amino acids.